Messenger RNA from Lithohypha guttulata, 1140 nucleotides. RefSeq lists its product as uncharacterized. Bases 1 to 1140 code for a protein of 379 amino acids. The record is from RefSeq and is a predicted model, not a curated record. The transcript has a single exon. Gene Ontology annotation, molecular function: lipase activity. NCBI's taxonomy places the organism in Eukaryota, Fungi, Ascomycota, Eurotiomycetes, Chaetothyriales, Trichomeriaceae. Gene Ontology annotation, cellular component: lipid droplet. Gene Ontology annotation, biological process: lipid storage.
AUGCAAGAUGUCAUCCUUCAUCUGCCUAGCUGGCUCACCGGGACUUCCAGCUCCACAAGAUCACAACUCGAUGGAGUCACUAUCAUAUUCUUCGUGACCGGAAAUCCAGGACUAAUUGGUUACUACGAGCAAUUUCUUCAGUUGCUCUGCACGACUGGUGUAGGGAAAGACAGUAUUGUAGCGGGAGCGAGCUUGGGUGGAUUUGACAAGGGGAUGAACUCCGUGUGGAGACUGGAGGACGAAGGAAGUGAAGGAAAUACUAGCGAUAAUGUACAGCACUUUCAGUCUCAAUUUCAACAUCCACCAGGCUUUGAGCCGAGAAAUGAAGGCAUCUACGAUUUGCAAGACCAGAUCAAGUUGAGUCAUGCGCGAUUGAGUUACCUAGCCAGGUGGGUAAGAGAUAACCAUGCUAGAGUGGCUGAUAUGCCGAUUCAGGUGAUAUUGGUGGGACAUAGUGUGGGCGCAUACAUAGCGCUUGAGGUUGUCAGAAUGCAGCAUGAAGCGUCCCUGUCAAUGUCCAAUGUUGCUCCAAUUUCCGUCUCAGAUUUCAGAAUUGUCGCAACUAUGCUCUUGACACCGACAAUACAUAACAUUGCGCAUUCGCCAUCGGGCAGGAUAGCAACCCCUGUACUGAGUAACAUCCCUUUCUUUCCGACGUUAGUACAAGCUGGAGCUGGUCUUCUGACCAGCGCAAUGCCGGCUUCGUGGCUAGGUGGUCUCGUUGGCCGGAUCACGGGCGUGACCGGAAGUGCGCUAAAUAUCACGACUGAUUUUUUGCAGACGCCAGGAGCGGUAAGACAGGCUCUGCACCUGGCUAGGUGUGAGAUGCUGGAGAUUGGAGAGAAUCAGUGGUCAGAAGAGGUAUGGGGCAUGAACGAGCAGGAGAGACAGAUGAAUGAGGGCAGGUACGAGGUGUGGAGGUCUCCAAAGCACUAUUUCCUGUUUGCGAAGGAAGAUCAUUGGGUGGCGGACAAGACACGAGACGCGAUUGUGGAGAGUGUGAAUGGCAGGUCCGAGGUCAUCGUAGACGAAGAUGGCAAAUUGGGGUUGGUGCAUGCCUGGUGUUUGAAGCAGAACGGAUUGGUAGCAGGAAUUGUCAACAAGUGGAUCGAAGAUGCCCUCAGGGAAGAAAGAGUAUAA